Messenger RNA from Funneliformis geosporum, 1329 nucleotides. Lineage: Eukaryota; Fungi; Glomeromycota; Glomeromycetes; Glomerales; Glomeraceae. The record is from the annotation of a GenBank genome assembly.
AUGAGCACCUCAAAAGAAAACACUAGCAGUUCUGUCUUUACUUCUUAUCUAAGGAAACGAAGCAAUAAAUCAACUUAUCGUGGUUUUUUGAUUUAUUGUCGUGACGAGGUCAUUAACUUAUCACCGGUUUCAAAAGAAUGGUUUUACCUUGAUGAUAUUUGGUCUAUAAAGUUUUUGAAAGAAGCGGAGAAUCUCGAAUCAAAUGAAAUUAAUUUUGAUGAUUUAAAAGAAACGGUAAAUACAGAACGUUCACAACAUAAGAAAUUUUUGCAAACGUUCUGGAAGGGGGUAAUUAAAGAAUGUGAAAAAAAAAAUCAACCUGCAACCGAACCUAAGAAAAAAGGGAAGAAACAAAGACUUACCGAGCUGGAGUUUUUAUCAGCAAUACCUCCAACAAUAUAUUAUCCUGACUUAGACAAAAGCACUACAACUACUAAGUCAUCUACAGCUCGAACACCAUCUCCAGUAAAGCUUUGGAACUCAUUUCUUGAAGAAGUUAAUUCUUAUCAACUUGAUGAUAAUAUUAAACGAUAUUCGCGUCCAAUUUUUAAAAGUUAUGAUAAAUCAUAUGAUAUUUCAAAUGAAGAAGAUGUGAGAGGAGCUUUAAAGAACAAUGUAUUUGAUAAUCUUCAUAUCAUUACAACUUCAAGACAGCCAAUAGAGGUUUUCAAGCGAAUUUCAAAGGAGGAUAAUGUUAUUGGAGAACCUGAUUUUAUUUAUAAGCGAAUUGGAAAAUUACUUUUACCAAUUGAGGUUAAGACCCUCUGGGUAUUAUAUUUAGAAGGUGAUGAAUCCCUUCAUAAGAGAUACGAAUACGAUUUGGAGAGGAAAAAAUGUGAAAUUUUACCAGCAAACUCUAGUCGUGAAAUUUCCGUUGUCGAUAUUUUACGCCAAAUUUUUGGGUACUUAGUUGCCAACCAAUUGCAAUAUGGUAUUCUAACAACGUAUAAUCAACAUUGGUUCCUACGAAGACCUAAAAACGAACCACGUGCUCUUUAUAUAUCUCCUACAGUAGAAAUAGAAUCAAAGGAUCCGUCAAUCUUCCAGUGCUACUCCUACAUACAACAUCUGUCUAGAACAGAUACUGAAUGUCCAAGUCCAGGAGAAACAUCACCCUCAUCACCAUCCAGUUUUUCUGACAAUGAAAGUUCAGAUAAUAAUAUCUCGUCGGGUUCGGAUUAUGAGGAAUCACCACCUUCAUCACCAUCAAUUUUAUACGACAACAAAAGUUCAGAUAAUGAUAUUUCGUCGGUUUCGGAUUAUGAAGAAACAUCAAAGGAAUCUAAACGAACCCGAAAACAAAAAGCUAUAAAGAAGCGCAAACUUUGA